Oryctolagus cuniculus (rabbit) is the source of this 1553-nucleotide messenger RNA. The record is from RefSeq and is a predicted model, not a curated record. Lineage: Eukaryota; Metazoa; Chordata; Mammalia; Lagomorpha; Leporidae.
CGUCUCGUCACUGCGCUUGGCCUACAAGGACCUUGAGAUUCAAAUGAAGAAAGAGGAGAAGAUGAACUUGAGCGGGAAAAAGAGAGCCGAAUCGGAGAGACUGGGCAUGGGCUUUGGAACCUGCAGAAGUGGCGUUUCACAUUCAGUGACCACGGACAUGCAGACCAUAGAGCAGGAGUCGCCAGUCCUGGCAAAGCCACGGAGAAAGUACACCGACGACAGCGACGACUCCUACUUCACUUCCGGCUCAAGGUACUUGGACGAGCCGCCGGAGCUGAGGGGUAGCUCUUUCUCCAGCUGGGACGACAGCUCCGAAUCCCCCUGGAAAAAGGAGAGCAGCAGAGACGUGGACACGGUGCUCAAGGCCAGCGGCUACGCAGACAGCCCCGCCGCUCGCCGCAAGCCAGACUGUGAGCCCCUGGACCACACGGACGAGGCCCAGAGGAAGUUCGGCAACGUCAAGGCCAUUUCAUCAGACAUGUACUUUGGGAGACAAGCCCAGGCUGAUUACGAGACCAGGGCGCGGCUGGAGAGGCUCUCGGCCAGCUCGGCCAUCAGCUCGGCGGACCUGUUCGAAGAGCAGAGGAAGCGGCCGGCAGGGAGCUACAACCUGUCCAGCGUGCUGCCCAGCGCCCCCGAUAUGGCGCAGUUCAAGCAGGGCGUGAGGUCCGUGGCUGGGAGGCUGUCCGUCUUCGCCAACGGGGUCGUGACCUCCAUUCAGGACCGCUACGGCUCCUAGUGCCGACCGGACGAGGCCCCUCCGAGGAAGCAGCGCCGCGAGGACGCCCCGGGGGCUCCGCGGCCGUGCUGCUGCCGUCCCGCCGGGCAGACGCUGGGCUCUGAUUCUUCCUGAUUCUUUGGAGAAAUUUCUGUUGUUGAUGUAGUAGAAGCUUUGUUCUAAUUCUGUUCCGUGUCCCUUCCUGCACACGCCCAAGCCGGCCCCUGCGAUUCCGUAGCUGGGGCCUGGAGGCGCCGGCUCCCCCUCCCGCCGAGGGGCCCCAGAACCAGGGCCGGGCCGAGGCGAGCGGGACUCGGCACACACAUCUUGUAAGGGGGCCGAGAAUAAAACCCAAGCCCGAAACCGCUGGUGUCCACUUUGACAGAUGUGCGUCGCUGUCAGAGCCGCCCGCCCCUCUGCAGAUGGUCUGCGUGGUACGGUCUGAAAUUCAAGGACAGGUUCAGGAGCGCUUUCAGCCAACCUAAGGCGCUGUGUCGCCACGGGAAUGAUCCCUCCGGACAGGGUGUCGCGUGUGAGUCCGUGAGAAGCCUAAGACGAGACUUCGCUCGCAGACGGGGAGGGCGCGGGGUGGGGAGCAGCCACAGGAGCCCCGCCACCGCACCUGGCUGGUUUUGUGACUAUUGACCUUGAGCUUGGUUUCCAAGAAGUCCGAGAGUGAGUAAGUCAGGGAAGAGACAGCGCCACCGCAUGCUGCCCCGCGGCGAGGCGUGUGAAGCUGGGCUGAACCAGCUAAGUUGUGCCUCUUUCUUAAAGCUCGCAUUGUAGACUCCCGCUGCACAAUAAACCGCGCAGGCCGCGCACCUGCUUGGUCUCA